AUGUCUGUCAUCUUCCUAGAAACUAGGCAAGACUUCGAUAGUCUGCUGCAGAAUAACCGAUACGUAGCCGUUGUCUUCAGUGCCGUUUGGUGCGGCCCUUGCAAAGCCGUGUCGCCAAUUUUCGAGGCUCACGCAAAAGAGAAGUCUCCGCAGAUCUCCUUUGCUAAGAUCGACGUCGACAUAGUGCCGGAAGUUGCAGCGCAGUACAAGGUUGCUUCUAUUCCAACAUUCUUAUUAAUCAAAGACGGACAAGUAGUCGACAGAGUACCUAAUAGUGCGCUAAAGGCACUCAAGGUAGCGAUCGAAAGAUUUGUG
This is a messenger RNA of Bipolaris maydis ATCC 48331, 315 nucleotides long. Its product is annotated as thioredoxin-like protein. NCBI's taxonomy places the organism in Eukaryota, Fungi, Ascomycota, Dothideomycetes, Pleosporales, Pleosporaceae. Gene Ontology annotation, cellular component: cytosol. Gene Ontology annotation, molecular function: protein-disulfide reductase activity. The record is from RefSeq and is a predicted model, not a curated record.